ACAAAAACGAAAUUUUGAUGGAUAAAUAACUACUGUUAUAAAAAGAAACCACCACAACGAGGCACAUUUUUCGAAUAGAGAUCGAUCAAAUAUGGUGACGUUUAACGAGUCUGAACCAUCGUCGUCGUCCAUGAUGGACAGCGAAACCAACGAAUAUUCCUUACAAGAAAUCGAUGCAAAGUAUGGAAAGCCGUCGCUUGAACCAGACUUUAGUUAUAAAGUUGUCGGUCGGUUGAGCCGAUGGGAAGGUGGAAACACGACACCUUACCAGGUAGAGGAAAAAGAGCCUGAAACGAAUGUGCAGAUUGACCAUGGUGGGACAGAAAAGAUGUCGUUUUGUGCGUUUAUCAAACAGUUCUUCCGACCAUGUUACGACUUGACGGAGGUUACAAUCGAAGACAUCAGCCGUGUAAAAAUCAUGCACGAUAGAUUUAUGGGAGAUGCUCAGUUCAGCUUCAAUUAUUCCACUCUACUUGUGAUUGCCUCGGUCAUCGCUGGUGUGGGUUUGGGUGGCGAUUCUUCUGCUUCUGUUAUCGCCUCAAUGUUGGUGUCACCGUAAGUUUUGUUUUUAUGACAUUCGGAGAUUGAUUUGAAAAUAAUCCACUGGGUUUUUGUGUUUGUUCCUAAGCUCAUUGCUCUCUUAACACUUUCAAUUCAACAAGAUUGAUGGGUCCUGUCACUGCAAUAGCUUAUGGCACGUCGAUUGGUGACUUGAAAAUGGUUAGAAUUGCCGCCAUCACAGAGGCAGUAAGCCUGGCUAUUUGCAUCCUGAUCGGGUGCAUAAUUUCUGGAUCGAUGAUCCAAUUCAGAGUAGGGGAAGAUUGGCCAACAAAUGAAAUGUCCAGUAGAACUAMAUGGGAAAAUUUCCUUUGCGGCAUUCCGAUUGCCUUUUUUAGUGGUCUAGGUGUCGCAGUUGGUCUCUUAGACAGUCAGACUAAUUCUCUGGUUGGCGUUGCAAUUUCGGCAUCGCUUUUACCACCCGCUGUAAAUGCAGGCAUGUUGUGGAUUAUUGGACACGCAAUAGAUGAUCAWUUCAGGAGUCAGGGUACAAUUUCGCUGUUCUUAACUAUCAUGAAUAUCGCUGUCAUCAUAGUCGCGUCUAUGUUAAUGUUCCGAUUGAAGGAGGUAAGGGAUUUUCAAGCAUGUACUACCUUGACCAGCUUUUUGCUCCCGCAUGAGUAGAGAGAAUUAUGAUUGACUUGUGCGCUCACCGUUUCUGUAUUUUAUGAUGACUUCGCGCAUAAAUGUAACCAUACAUUGUUUCGUUCGAAGACACUCCCCAUCGAAAAGAGUAUUUUCUGGGCAGACCUCGGAAUUGCUAGGAAAAUAUAUCACAACGUUGCAAUCAUUCCACAAAUCCAAGACGCCCCCGAUGAAAAAGAAAUCAGGAAGCGUGUGACGAAGUUCUUUCCGAGGGCCAGUACCAUGAUGGCAUCGAUGCCAACGAAUUUUGCAGAAAGUUCUAGUUUCUCAGAUCCUGCCAGCCAAACGAGCUCACAAAAAAAGAAAGUAGAAUGGAAUGUAAACGCAACUCCGUCGGAAACUCCUCUUAAUACGUCGAAAAUGGCCUCGAUUGUGGAGACAUAACGAACCUAAUGCCUGGUGGAAUUCAUGCCAUUAUUGAGUGUUUGGUUGUAUAGCAAUUGGCAAAGGCGUGAAAGUAGUUGCUAGAACAAUAAAAUGCACGGCGAACUGAAAACGCUKSWGCAUUUUAAUGCUGAAAUGCAGCAUUUUUAAUCUAGAAAAACAAGAUGAAAGUUUAUUCACUUUACGUUAGUUUGGUUUGGUACCAAAUCGCAUAUGAAAUUACACCGAAAAUUUAUACGUGAUUUGGCCAUCCACUAGUGUAACUUCGCCAGACUAGUCCUAAGCCUCGAGAUCAUCCUUUGGCUUUCCCAUGACUUCAACUUUGAAGGUAAUUUUAUUAACUUGGACUGGGUGUUUAGUCUGGUGAUCUAGAGGCGUUUUAAAACAAAGUUCUGGCCUAGUUUGUAACACAGCUGAUUAAAAAAAUCUUUGGCCA
Pseudo-nitzschia multistriata is the source of this 2023-nucleotide messenger RNA. The record is from the annotation of a GenBank genome assembly. Lineage: Eukaryota; Bacillariophyta; Bacillariophyceae; Bacillariales; Bacillariaceae.